Zootoca vivipara (common lizard) is the source of this 4316-nucleotide messenger RNA. RefSeq names its product solute carrier family 6 member 17 (gene SLC6A17). Lineage: Eukaryota; Metazoa; Chordata; Lepidosauria; Squamata; Lacertidae. Gene Ontology annotation, cellular component: membrane; synaptic vesicle. Gene Ontology annotation, biological process: L-leucine transport; proline transport; sodium ion transmembrane transport. The record is from RefSeq and is a predicted model, not a curated record.
GAGCACUUUCCCCGGCGAGUUGUCAGAGGUCCUCCCGGCGCAGCGCAGCCGCCUUCCGUCCUGCGUCCUGGAGGAGUUCCUCGACGGCGCGCCGACGGGGCGGGCAGCCCACUGAUCUCGUAGAUGACCAGGCUCUGAGAGCUGACCUUCAAAACCACUCCAUCUUGGGCUCCCCCCCCAAAAAAAUCCCUUCCUUCAUAGGUGUGGCUGAGCCAGGCAGUCUCAAUGCCUAAACACAGCAAAGUGACCCAGAAGGAACAAAGUACUGAGCAUGUCACUGAAUCAGUGGCUGAUCUCCUGGCCCUCGAGGAGCCUGUGGACUAUAGACAGAGUGUCUUAAAUGUGGCUGGAGAAAACUGGAACAAGCAGCAGGAUGUGGAUGAAGCUGGUGAGGAUCGGCCAGCGUGGAACAAUAAACUGCAGUACAUUUUGGCUCAGAUUGGCUACUCCGUGGGGCUGGGGAAUGUCUGGCGCUUUCCGUAUUUGUGUCAAAAGAAUGGUGGAGGUGCCUAUCUGGUUCCGUAUCUCAUAUUGCUCAUCCUCAUCGGCAUCCCUCUCUUCUUUCUGGAGUUGGCUGUUGGCCAGAGGAUCCGCCGGGGCAGUAUAGGAGUGUGGAAUUACAUCUGCCCUCGGUUGGGGGGCAUUGGAUUUGCCAGCUGCCUUGUCUGCUUGUUUGUUGGGCUCUACUACAAUGUGAUCAUAGGAUGGAGCAUCUUUUACUUUUUUAAAUCCUUCCAGUACCCGCUGCCUUGGGGCGAGUGCCCCGUCAUAAGGAAUGGCACAGUGGCAACCGUGGAACCAGAAUGCGACAAAAGCUCUGCUACUACUUACUUCUGGUACCGGGAUGCCCUGGACAUCUCCGACUCCAUUAAUGAGAGUGGUGGGCUUAACUGGAGAAUGACUUUAUGCCUUCUGGCAGCUUGGAGCAUUGUAGGCUUGGCCAUGAUCAAAGGAAUUCAGUCUUCAGGAAAGGUGAUGUAUUUCAGCUCCCUUUUUCCUUACGUGGUACUGAUCUGUUUCCUGGUCCGGGGAUUGCUCUUGAGGGGGGCGAUAGAUGGAAUUCUGCACAUGCUCACUCCCAAGCUAGAUAAAAUGUUGGAUAUCCAGGUGUGGCGGGAAGCAGCCACUCAGGUCUUCUUUGCCCUCGGACUGGGCUUUGGCGGAGUUAUUGCUUUUUCCAGUUACAACAAGCAGGACAAUAACUGCCACUUCGAUGCAGCCUUGGUCUCCUUCAUCAACUUCUUCACCUCCAUUUUGGCCACACUGGUAGUCUUUGCUGUGCUGGGCUUCAAAGCCAAUGUCAUGAAUGAAAAGUGUGUGGUUGAGAAUGCUGAGAAGAUUCUGGGUUAUCUGAAUACCAAUGUCCUCAGCCAUGCACUCAUCCCACCCCAAGUGAACUUCUCCCAUCUCACAUCCAAAGACUACAGCGAGAUGUAUGGUGUGAUAAAGACAGUGAAUAAGGAUCAUUUCGAUAAGCUGGGCCUGGAUCCUUGUCUACUGGAAGAUGAGCUUAACAAGUCAGUGCAGGGAACUGGCCUUGCAUUCAUAGCUUUCACAGAAGCAAUGACCCACUUUCCAGCUUCUCCUUUCUGGUCAGUGAUGUUCUUCUUGAUGCUGAUAAACCUGGGUUUGGGGAGCAUGAUUGGGACCAUGGCUGGCAUCACCACACCCAUCAUUGACAUGUUCAAAGUGCGCAAGGAAGCUUUAACAGUUGGCUGCUGCAUUUUUGCUUUCUUCGUGGGGCUGAUCUUUGUGCAACGCUCAGGCAACUACUUUGUCAACAUGUUUGAUGAUUACUCUGCAACGCUGCCACUCACCCUCGUAGUCAUCCUGGAAAACAUUGCGGUGGCUUGGAUUUACGGCACCAAGAAAUUCAUGCAAGAAUUAACAGAGAUGCUGGGUUUCCGCCCUUACCGGUUUUACUUCUACACAUGGAAGUACAUCUCGCCCAUUUGCAUGGCUGGCCUAAUGACAGCCAGUGUGAUCCAGCUAGCUGUCAGUCCUCCAGGUUAUAAUGCCUGGAUCCGAGAAGAGGCAGCAGAGAAAUAUCUCUAUUACCCCAAAUGGGCAAUGGGCAUCCUUGUCUCACUGAUCAUCCUGGCCACCCUUCCUCUGCCGGUCGUCUUCAUCCUCCGCCAGUUUCACCUGCUGUCAGAUGGCUCCAAUGCUCUUUCUGUCACUUACAAGAAGGGGCGUAUAAUGAAGGACAUCUCCAACUUAGAAGACAAUGAUGAGACACGUUUCAUCUUGAGUAAAGGACCCAGUGAAACCCCUUCCCCAAUGCCCACACACCGUUCUUAUCUAGGCCCAGGGAGCACAUCCCCAAUGGAGAUGAGCAGCGUUGCCAAUGGACGCUACAGUAGCGGGUACCUUACGGCUACCACUCCCGAAUCUGAGCUGUGACCGUCAACCAGCAACCUCCCUCUGUUUGCUGGGUAAAGGAGAGGAGGUCCAGGAGAAGGAACCUCUGCUUUAGAACCCCUUCCCAGAAUUUACAGCAGACAGGGACUAGAUGAUGUCAAGAGAGGGUAGACGUGGGAAGGGGCCUUCUCCAGCUGAAAUGCCAGAUCCCUCCUCAGUGAAUAAUAGUAAUAAGACAUUGCAAUAAAUUUUUAUGGGCACACAGAAAUUUUUAGCCAAUUGGUAUUGAAAAACACAAAUUGCUCCUAUAUAAGCAGCCAGAGGCUGGAAAAGGGGGAUAAGAUAAGGCAGCAGCCAAAGAAAAGAGCUUCAUGUUUUCUGGAUCUCUCUCCUUGUCCAUCUCUUUCCUCUAGUUGGGAAAAGAGAUGUGCCUCAUUCCACUGAGUAUGUUUAAUCACCACCGUUUGUAGCACAAGGAAGAUCAAUCCUCUUGGUAUGGAUUCCACCAGACCACCUGUGGUUUUACACUCUGAUAAUCUCCAAAUAGCACAUUCUUGGUCAACACUUCUUGCAAGUCUGGGCCAAGAUAUAUUUUAUGUAGGCAGCACAUUACAAUGCCUGGCGAUGCCAUCAUGUGAUACCUGCCACGUCAUUGCUGAUGUUGGAUCAAAAACAGUAAGGAACAAUGGGAUCUCGUUUCAGUGAAGUUUGCAUUGGUAUGCGUCCUAAUGUUACUCGCAGUAUUCCUUCACCAAACGUCUGCUCACGCAGCGGUGCAAAUUCAGGUAUGUGCCAUGUGCAUAGGCCAGAAUCAGAAAACUGUUCCAUCAAUGUAAAUUUUCUGGAAUUUGUGGUGUCACUCCUGAUAUCUACAUAACUCUGAGCAGGCUGUGACCUCAGCCAUUUUAUCAAAUGCACCAUCUGACAGAAACCUUUUCAGUAGCAGCCAUACUCUACACAAGCACUGUGAGUGCAUGCUGGAGUCUUUUUGCUGGCAGUUUUGGGACAUUCAAAGCACCUUUAAAAAUAAUAAUAAUAAUAAAGGUUCUUACUGAAGAGAGUGUGCAACAUCUUUCAAGGUAGUCUAAGUGUGUUGGGUCUGUUGCAUUUCCCAUUAGAUGGUGCAGUCAUUGCCUUGUACUCUUGUGAAUGUGGCUGUGCAUGUGUCACAGUCAUUUAGGAUGCAGCCGAUAACAUUUUUAAUGAAUAGUGAUUCAGCUCCAUCCAGCCUCUGGUUAGUCACAUUUAGCUGGUGACUGAACCCUAUCUUAAAAGUUUUCUAUUAUUUUCAUUUUAGUAACCAGGUGGUCAUGCAGUUCUUGCGUGGGAGUACACACUUAAUGGGAUUCUUUAAAAGAAUGUUGCUCAUAUGUGCCACCGAAUUUUUAAAAACCUCUUAAAGAUUUUUCUUUCUUUCUUAAUUUGCAGUUUGAGCACUCCCCUCUGCACAGUGAGUCUGUGGGAGCGCACAUUUCGCCUGCCGGAGAACAGCAGAAAGGCACCGCUGCCACAAACCUGCCCCCAAAAUGUCAAAGUGCAACAGACUCUUGUGCUGUUGCAUAUGAUAUUUAUGCUGCCAAUGGCUAAAUGUGCAGAAGCUGCUUUAAGUGCUUUAUGGCUAAGGUGAUUUGAGAGAAUAGUCACGGUCGUUGAUCCGUAGAAAGAUCCAUGACCAAAAGUUAUAUUGUUUUCUCCUGAAGAGUAUAAGAUGAGGAAAAUGGAACUCUGAGAGUCUUUUCAUGCUUGCUAACACGGGGGCAGCUUGUCUCAUGAGCAGCUCUUUAGUGGCCUUAAGUUAGGGGACAUGUCUGGCUCCGGAAGUGCAUGUGUGCAGCAGAUAGCAGUGUUGGUUCCAGUGACAGUUGACUGAUCCAAUCAGCCAUGCAUUUAUUACAACACGGCCUGAGCUUACAAUCCUGUGCUCAGGCAUUUGGGAGUAGGGUUGAACAGAUUGG